Messenger RNA from Lizanozyma spartinae, 741 nucleotides. It is a transcript of the gene SOL3, whose product is annotated as 6-phosphogluconolactonase. Gene Ontology annotation, biological process: carbohydrate metabolic process; pentose-phosphate shunt. The transcript has a single exon. Gene Ontology annotation, molecular function: 6-phosphogluconolactonase activity. Lineage: Eukaryota; Fungi; Ascomycota; Pichiomycetes; Serinales; Debaryomycetaceae. Bases 1 to 741 code for a protein of 246 amino acids. The record is from RefSeq and is a predicted model, not a curated record.
AUGUCUCCUGCCGUUGUUUCGUAUGCUGAUUCAUCAGACGUGGCAAGUGCCGUUGGCAGAUUUGUUUUAGACGCUCAAAAGAAAGCUUUUUCCGAGGGAAACUCGUUCAAAAUUGCUGUAUCUGGUGGAUCCUUAGGGAAAGUGAUGAAGGCUGCUCUUAUUGACGAUAAAAAGGUUUCAGGUUCUGUUGAAUGGAAGAAAUGGCAGGUUUACUUUAGUGACGAAAGAAUUGUUCCACUUACUCAUAGCGAUUCCAAUUACGGAUUGUUUAAACAAAUGGUUUUGGAUAAUUUGGAUGAUGACAAUAAACCGAAGGUUUACACAAUUGACGAUUCUUUAGAUUCUGAUGAAGCUAUUAGAAAGGCUUACGAAGAGAUUUUACCCAAAGACUCCAAAUUUGAUCUUGUUCUUCUUGGUUGCGGACCUGAUGGCCAUACAUGCUCGUUGUUUCCAGAACAUCCAUUACUUGAAGUGCGCGAUCAACAGAUCGCUUUAAUUACAGAUUCUCCUAAACCACCUCCAAGACGGAUCACUUUUACCUUCCCUGUCCUUGAAUCAUCAAAGGCGAUUGCGUUUGUAGCUGAAGGUGCUGGUAAGGCCGAAGUAUUAAAGGACAUUUUCACAAAUCCUAACUCAAAGCUUCCGUCCAAACUUGUCAAUGAUAUUUCAGGUGUACCAGUUACUUGGUUUGUUAAUGAUGCAGCCAUCAAUGGCGUUAAUGUUAUUGCUUCCAAGUAUUAA